Molecule: messenger RNA, 2204 nt
Organism: Prinia subflava (tawny-flanked prinia)
Lineage: Eukaryota; Metazoa; Chordata; Aves; Passeriformes; Cisticolidae
Gene: DDX59
Product: DEAD-box helicase 59
Exons: 8
Coding region: 276-2144 (622 amino acids)
Molecular function (GO): RNA helicase activity; ATP binding; nucleic acid binding
Source: RefSeq, a predicted model, not a curated record
GCUGGGAAAGGGCGGUGUCCCUCGGCCGCGGGUCCAGCCGCCCCGGCGUCGCCGCUCUCCGCGGCGUGGCCGGACGGGCCCGCUGCGGUGUCGCCGGGGAGGGUCGGGAUCGGCCGCGCGUGUCUCGCCUGUGAGGGGGCUGAGGAGGCGCCGGGGCGCACGGGGGCCGGCGGGCCCGGGGCGCGGUGGCUGGAGCGCUGAGCGCUGCCGAGGAGGCGGGCUGAGCAUCCCCCCCGUGCAAUUGUCCCUCCUGUUUUAAAUCGGUAUACUGAAGCAUGUUUUUACCACGAUCUAUUAAAGUCAAGAGGGCUGCUGAUGAGGACAAAAGUUGUACAGCUAAGAAAAGUAAACUGUCUUCUGCAGGAUCUUUGCUAGAGGAGACCCCAGAGUUCCAGGAGUGUAAGUCAGUUGGAACAGAAACUUCUGCUUCAACAGACAAUUCGAGUGAAAUUGUACAAGAACACACAGAACCUGCAGCUGCAGACCUUGGAGUUGCUCAUGUACCAUUGGGAAAGGACAACCAAAAUAGCGAGGAUGAUGGCUCUUUGGAAGAACCCAUCAAAUCCUUCAGCAAAUCCCAGCGGUGGGCAGAGCCUGGAGAGCCUGUGUGUGUUGUGUGCGGCCGCUACGGGGAGUACAUCUGUGAUCAAACCGAUGAGGAUGUUUGUAGUUUGGAGUGUAAAGCCAAACACCUUUUACAAACCCAAGCAAAGGAAAAGCAGCUAACAUCUGACCAACCCUCAGAUUCUCAAGCAGAAGGUCACCUGCUUGAUGCACCUUAUUUCUACAAAGAUCAUCCCUUUAUUUUAGGCUUGCAAGAUGAGCAGGUUGAGAACCUUAAACUCCAACUGGGGAUUGCUGUCCAGGGCCAGCAAGUUCCAAGACCUAUUGUAGAGUUUGAACACUGUGGUUUUCCUGAAACUUUAAACAAUAAUUUAAAGAAUUCUGGCUAUGAAGUCCCAACUCCCAUCCAAAUGCAAAUGAUCCCUGUUGGACUGUCAGGGAGGGAUAUUCUGGCUAGUGCUGACACGGGCUCUGGAAAAACAGCAGCUUUCCUGCUUCCUGUUAUUAUGAAGGUUUUGAAAGAGGCAGAAACGCCAUGUGCCCUUGUUUUGGCGCCGACGCGGGAGCUGGCGAUCCAGCUGGAGCGGCAGGCCAAGGAGCUGAUGGCCGGCUUGCCCAACAUGAGGACCGUGCUGCUGGUGGGCGGUCUGCCCCUGCCCCCGCAGCUGCACCGCCUCAGGCAGAGCGUGAAGGUGAUAAUAGCAACACCUGGAAGACUUCUUGAGAUUUUAAAGCAAAGUUCUGUUCAACUGCAUGGCAUAAAAAUUGUAGUGGUGGAUGAAGUGGAUACCAUGCUAAAAAUGGGUUUUCAGCAGCAAGUAUUGGAUAUUUUGGAAGACAUCUCUCAUGAUCAUCAAACCAUACUGGUGUCAGCCACAAUUCCAGUGGGCAUCGAGCACUUGGCAAAUCAGCUUCUGCACAAUUUUGUCAGAAUAGCAAUUGGAGAGAAGAAUCUACCGUGUUCCAAUGUUCGGCAAAUUAUCUUGUGGGUAGAAGAACCAUCUAAAAAGAAAAAACUGUUUGAAAUACUAAACGAUAAGAAGCUCUUCAAGCCGCCAGUGUUGGUGUUUGUGGACUGUAAACUAGGAGCAGAUCUGUUGAGUGAUGCUGUUCAUAAGAUUACAGGAUUGCAGUGUACAGCUAUGCAUUCUGAAAAGUCUCAAGUGGAAAGAACAGACAUAUUACAGGGAUUGCUUCAAGAGAAGUAUGAAGUUAUAGUAAGUACUGGAGUCCUUGGCCGAGGGCUUGACCUUGUCAAUGUCAAACUGGUGGUGAAUUUUGAUAUGCCUUCAAGUAUGGAUGAAUAUGUACACCAGGUUGGAAGAGCAGGGAGAUUGGGUCACAGUGGAACUGCAAUUACUUUUAUCAAUAACAACAGCAAGAAGCUCUUUUGGGAUGUUGUGAAGAGAGUAAAACCCACAGGCACCAUUCUUCCCCCACAGCUGCUGAAUUCCCCAUAUCUGCAUGACCAGAAGAGAAGGGAACAACAGAGACUUAAACAGUUACAGAAUAGCCUUGUAACAGGAGAUAAUAUUAUGGACAUUAUUAAAAAACACAACAAAAAUAAUUCUCAGAGGUAAUAAAGGCAUAUUUAUAGUUAUGUAAUUACAAUAAAAGUAUGGUUCAAAAUAAAUACAAAA